Messenger RNA from Asparagus officinalis (garden asparagus), 1302 nucleotides. RefSeq lists its product as uncharacterized. The record is from RefSeq and is a predicted model, not a curated record. NCBI's taxonomy places the organism in Eukaryota, Viridiplantae, Streptophyta, Magnoliopsida, Asparagales, Asparagaceae. Bases 1 to 1302 code for a protein of 433 amino acids. Gene Ontology annotation, molecular function: catalytic activity. The transcript has a single exon.
AUGACAAUGCUUAUAUGGAAUGUUCGUAGCAUGAAUAAUGUGGGAAGGAGAAGAGAUAUUAAAAGACACAUUCAUUCUUUGAAACCAAAUGUUGUUGGUUUGUUAGAGACUAAAGUAAAAUCAGCUAAAGCAUACAGAAUUACAAAAUGUAUUCCAUCUCACUGGUCAUAUUGCAACAACUAUACUGCUUCAAAUAAAGGGAGAAUAUGGGUAGCAUGGGAUGCUGAUGUGUGGAAUGGGACAGUGAUAUCAGUUACUCUUCAGCAGAUUACCAUUAAACUGCAAAACAUUGGAGGUUUCUCUAUGAUGUUGGGUGUAAUAUAUGGUGAGAACUCAGAACAAAUUAGAUCUUCUUUAUGGACUGAUAUUAGAAAUAUCUCUGCUCAGCUUAAUAAUCUGCCAUGGUUACUUGUGGGAGAUUUCAAUGUUUGUAGAUUCACUUCAGAGAAAAUUGGAGGAAUUAAAUUGAAUGCUAAAAAGCUUAAAGAAUUCAAUGACUGUCUUCAGAUUUGUGGUCUUUCUGAUAUCAAAAGUACUGGUUCUUCUUGGACAUGGCAUAACAAUCAGGAAGGAAUAGGCAGAAUUUAUGGCAAAUUGGAUAGAGCUCUGGGUAAUUCAAAAUUAUUUGAUAAAUUCCCUCAAGCUUAUAUAGAGUAUAAAUGUACCUCUUCUAGUGAUCAUACUCCAACAGUUGUUCAACUUGUGCCCCUUACCCAUACAGGACCUAAACCUUUCAAGUUCUUUAACUUUUGGACACAAUGUAAAGGAUAUGAGGAGGUAGUUAAUAAAGUAUGGGUCAAUCAAAUAGCUGGCUUUCCUAUGUUUGUGUUGGUUUCCAAGCUCAAAUUCCUUAAAGUUGCUCUGAAACAAUGGAAUAAACAGGCUGAUUCUUCACCUAAAGCUAAUAUCAUCAAAUUAUCUAACCAACUGAAUAUCAUUCAAACUAUGUUAAAUCAGGAUAUGGAUAAUGUGGAACUACAAGCUACAGAAUCUACAUUGAAUUUUGAGCUUAAUGGUUGGUUAGAUAAGGAAGAGAUGGAAUUGAGACAGAAGAGUAGACAGUUAUGGUUACAGCAAGGGGACAGAAACUCUGUUUUCUUCUAUAACUCUAUAAAACAUAGGAUCUCUACAAACAGUAUCAGGUAUCUUAUUGAUCAAAAUGGAUCCCCUACUUCUUCUGUUGAAAACAUGAAGCUCGUUGCUCCCAAGUUUUAUGAAGAACUUUUUAAUCAAUCUUCCUAUUGGAAUGUUUUCCCUAAAAUGACAGUGAAGAAAAUCCUUACAGAUGAAGCCAAACAAUGA